AUGAGAGACGAUGACACCUUACGUCAUGCGUUGUCUUCUGGACCAUAUGACCCAUAUUUACCUAAGGAAGGUACUGCUGGCGGCCCGCCUUCAAAAACUGUGGAAAUCCAAAAACAAAUCGAUGAGACAGUAGGAAUUAUGCGUGAUAAUCUUAAAACUGUUGCUGAAAGAGGAGAGAGAUUAGAUACAUUACAUGUCAAAACUGAAAAUUUAUCAAUUUCAGCUCAAGGAUUUCGUCGUGGAGCAAAUAAACAAGUACCAAACAAAUGUUCUGGUGCAUAUUCUACAAAAGUUCCGAUUCAACUUCUUUUCAAUUUAGAUUUGGGAACAGGUAGAGAUAAUGGUGGGGAGAAGCGGGGAACAAGAACUUUACAAAAUCACCCUUUUACAAUACAGGAACAAUCAAACCAUCUAACCCAUGGAGAACCAGAAACAAUGAUAAACCGAGUCACUGGAAUUGAUGCCAAGCAUGGAGACAUGGGUACAUGGAAAUUGUGCGGAAACCAAUCUGUAGACGCAUCUACCUCAAUUGAGAGCAAAACCUCUAAUCCAAACUCUCACUAUAAAAUCACGAAUAAGGAUUCUUUGCAGUUGGAUACAGAUCAUAUUGAAAACUUUGCUGAAACCUAUGGCAUCACUGCCAUUGCUCUUAAAUGGAAUGAAAUGGAUGGUAGUAUGAAGUAUAUGGGAGAUGACCUGACAGAAGACACUUGUGAACUGGUACCUGCAAAGGAAUAUAUACGUCGAAUGAAUGAAAUGGCAGCAAUGUCUUGGAAUAAUCGAAUUAUUAUAAAAAUAAAUAAAUUAACAUAUUGUAAACUUAGAAAGGUGUUAGAUAUUUUUUAUGGUAAACUUUUAAUUUGA
Molecule: messenger RNA, 864 nt
Organism: Entrophospora sp. SA101
Lineage: Eukaryota; Fungi; Glomeromycota; Glomeromycetes; Entrophosporales; Entrophosporaceae
Source: the annotation of a GenBank genome assembly